AUGGCUUCCUUGGCCUGGGAAAGCCUCGAGGGGAGCUCGGCCAGCGAGGCGCCUCCCUCGAAGGCUUCGCCGUCUCCCCUCGCGAACUCUCGAGCCAUGCCGGUGUCUGCUUGCUCGCAGAGAGCGGACCCGACCUCCUGUACAGAUCGGCUGGCUUCUUCAGGGACUUCGCCAGCCUCUACUGUCCCGCCUACUCGCCAGAGCUCUGCGCAAGAAGGCGGAUUCCUCGCUUCGAAGCAGCAGUUUUCGCGGGCGCUGACUCCGAGCUGGAUGCAAGACGAUGACCCCUUUGCCGGCAUAGUCCGGCGGGCUGCGGCGCCGUCUUCCCUGACUUCCGGACCGAAGCGGCCUUCCGACUUCGCCUCUUCCUUUUCAUCUUUCGGCGCCCAUUCAGACUCUGUAGGGCUUGCCUCGUCCACCCUCAGCGACGAGGGACUGACGCCUGUCUCUGCGUCUUUGCCGCCAGGAGAGACACCCGCGCGAACGGAGACAAGCGCCAGAAACGAGCCGGCGCAUGGCAGCUCGCCGGCCCUCGGCUCGUCCUCUAACGCAGCUUCGCCUCUCUUCUUCUCGGACGCCGACCUCGAGGUCUUGGCCGCGCCCUCGGCACGCGCCUCGCAGGUGUCUCCGCAAGUCUCUCCUUUUGAAACGGCGAGCAGAGACAAAGACGUGCCUUCUCAGAGUCGGGCCCAGCCGGGGAGGUUGCUUUCUCGUCCGAGUGUCUCCGGAGAGGAGACACCUGAGGCGGGUGCGCCGCCCCAGAAUGCGCCGACAGCCGGCGCUGCAGACGACCUCGACGAAUUCUUCUCCUCCGCAAACUUGUCCUCUCGGAAAGCCGCUGCCCCAGCUUCUCCGUCGGCGUCCUGUGCUUCUCCGCUUGCAGCCUCUGGGAGAUCUGGGGGGGCUGCUGAGGCAGGCGAGGUGAAGGCUGCUCGGGGGAGAAGCGGCGAGCAGACACUCGGAGACUCCCUCAUCGAUGGGGACGUGCCGGUGCCGACUGAGGAGACCGCGGGGAAGGAGAAGGAGGGAAAGAGACGAGCGGUGACGCUGCGGCGAGAGAGCGACGGCGCCGAGUACAGCCCGACUGCAGCGGAGUCGUGGUCUGUGUUCAACAGCCAAAUGCAGAACUGGGAAGUUGUCCAGAAAGAAGGCAGGCGACAAGUCGCCGAUGUGGAGGAGCACCAACUCGAAGACGCCGGGAAAAAAACCAUCUGGGUCGUCCACCAGGGCGCGUGCACCCCCGUUUCCUGGUACGAGGACACCUCGGCUGAUGAUGUGAAAGCCGCCGUUCUCUGUGCAUGCGAUGUGAUGCUGGACGAUGACAUGGAGGAGCCUGAGGAAGGAAAGAGGCGAUCGAAAGGAAGAACCUGCUUCGCCCUCAGACAAAUCGAACCUCUGCCUCAAACGGCUGACGUUGACUGCGAUUCGUUGUUCCUGGACGUGUGUGUCUUGCACCUUCGGGACGAGGGGGGGAUGGGUCCCGAUCGGCUAAUUGGCGGCUCGGCUGUGCGGUCGGAGACAGGGAAGGAGACAGGGAACGAAGAGACUGCGGCGGAGCGCGAGGCGAAAAAAAAGGCUUUGAGGGUAAUGAAGGGAAGGAGGGUCCGGUUCGACCAGUUCGGACACCUCAUGGACGGCUGCACCUACAUGCUGGAAAAGUUUCAAGAGACGCCCUGCACAGAGGAAGCAGAAAAGGAACUCCAAAAAAUGCAGUCCAUCACAGGCGAUCGGUGGCGUCGUCUUCUGAUUCCGGUGCACCCCCUUCUCCACAUUGAGAGUCAAAAGGCCUUUGAAAGAAUGAUGAAAGGCACGAAUCUUCUGAAGCACACGAGUUACGGGUACCCUCAUCUUCGUCAGUUUCAGCUGUCGAUGGACCGGCGUCGGCUCUUGUGGUACACGUCGUCCAAGGCGAAGUCUUCCUCGGUCGUUCACUUGGCGCUCUUACACGGCAUCCUCUUUGGGCAGAAAUCGCCAACCUUCGAGAGCUACCGCCUCCCGGGUUUGCAACACCUCUCUUUCUCGCUGGUCUUCUGGUCGCGGGGGCCGCCGCCCGAGACAGACUACGACGAGGAGGAAGACGAAGACGAAGAAGAGAGGAAGACGCGACAGGCGAUCGAGCUUAGAAGGCCCAUCAGCGGGGCGAGGACUCUCGACCUCACCUGCAAAGAUGAGUUCGAAUUCGACAUGUGGGUUACCGGCCUCAAAGCGAUCAUCGCCGCCAACAAGGGUCUCCGAAUCAGCAAAAAGCUCCUCCUGUCGCACUCCCGCCGAUUCAGGCGCGCGCUGGCACACAACAAUGUGACCAUCAAAUUGACGGCUUUGCCUGAAGUGAAGGAGCCUGGACAAGUGAACCUUGACGACUGCAUGGACUUGCCUUGGCACCCUCCCGAGGUGCUUCAGAAGAAGUACGACGGUCUCCAGCGAAGGAUUCAGGCUGCAGCUGUCGAGAUUCGCCACCUCAAUUAUCGGCAGCCGCCUCACGGGCGAGGCGCCACGAUCCCCGACGUGUGCGAGCUGUCUGGGUCGGGACCGGCGUAUGCUGGAGUGUACGAGGUCGGCGAGGCAGACGACGAGGAAAUGGAGCACCGACGCAUGGUCGAGCUGCUUCAUCAGGUGUUCAGUGUGCUCUCGAAUGCGCGCGUCGCCCUCAGCUCGUUUAAGUCGGAGAUUGAACGCCAGCGAGUCGCGGAGGCGGCGCGCGAGAGCGAGAGAACUGCCUCUCGUGCGUCUUCCGACUCCAGCGCACUUGAUGCUUCAGGCUCGGAACCUCAAAACGACGAGGAAAGAGAAGAAGUGGUUGUGAGUAUUUCCUCUUCGGGAGAGAUCAAGAAGAAGUCGCCGCAUCGAAGAAGCGAAGGAGAAGGGACCGAUGACCUCACCUUUGAGGAAAAAUUCAAAAAAUAUUCCAGCAGGAGUGCUGCCUCCCUCGAGGCCGUGCAAGCUGUGCAGGAGCAAGUGAAGGACAGCGUUUUGACGCUUUGGCAGCAAGCCGCACCGAUCACGCAAGAAGCGCAGAAAUUUUUUGAGCAGGCUGUCGCGGCGGUUGUGGGGAACGACGAGGACGAAAUGGAGAAUCUGCCUAAUGAAGACGGUCGCAGUUGGACGCCUGAAGAGAUCUCGCGGCUGAAGCAAAUCAACCAGCUGUUGUGGAAAGCAGAAGUGGACCUAGAGAACGUCGAAGACAUCCUCGCGCGUUUCCGACAGACCCACCUGGAGCUUGCUCGCGGCCUCGUCGCCUCCGUCACGGAUUUGAAUCAGAAACUCUCCGAGGAAGUCCACCGAUGGGGUUCCCAGCUGUCGUCUUUCAUGUCAGACUUUGUCAGCCGCCUCAACACUCUCCCCGCCGCGCUCGUGGCCGACGACGCGGCAGCCGCUCUCAGAGCAACCGCCGCGUCUGCUGCCUCUCUUUCGGGCCCCCACAGACAUGUCUCUUCUGUGGAGUCCCGGGAGACACGGCAGGAGACAGGUGUUUCCGGAGCAGCGCCCCCGCCGCCACCUAUGAUUUGA
Molecule: messenger RNA, 3507 nt
Organism: Neospora caninum
Lineage: Eukaryota; Apicomplexa; Conoidasida; Eucoccidiorida; Sarcocystidae
Exons: 13
Coding region: 1-3507 (1168 amino acids)
Source: RefSeq, a predicted model, not a curated record